Vicia villosa (hairy vetch) is the source of this 1653-nucleotide messenger RNA. RefSeq lists its product as uncharacterized. The record is from RefSeq and is a predicted model, not a curated record. Gene Ontology annotation, molecular function: aspartic-type endopeptidase activity. Lineage: Eukaryota; Viridiplantae; Streptophyta; Magnoliopsida; Fabales; Fabaceae. Gene Ontology annotation, biological process: proteolysis. The coding region runs from base 1 to 1653 and encodes 550 amino acids. The transcript has a single exon.
AUGCUUGAAACCCAAAUUUCACAAGUAGCUCAAACCACCUCUGCACAAGUUGUACUUGGAGGACAAUUCCCUGGACAAACCCAACAUAAUCCCAAAGGAACAGCAAAUUCUAUCACCCUAAGAAGUGGAACCGCUUAUGAAGGACCUAAAAAUCCUAACCUAAGCACGCCGGAAAAACCUAAGGAAGAUGCUGAACCUAAAGACCAGGUAGAGGAACCAGAGAAACCCGAAAAGCAAUCAAAACUGGAGGUAGAGAACCGCACACCACAACCUUACAAGCCACCCAUUCCAUUUCCACAAAGAUUGAAAAAUACCAAAACAGAAAACCAAUUCCAAAAGUUCAUUAAGGUAAUAGAGAAACUCCACAUAGAAAUCCCUUUUACCGAAGCAAUAACCCAAAUACCAUCAUAUGCUAAGUUCUUGAAGGAUAUUUUUUCCAACAAACGACGACUCGACGAUCCCAAACCUUUAGAAUGUCAUACUAUAUCCGAGAAUAAACUUUCCAAGAAAGAUAAAGAUCCUAGAAGUUUUUCUAUCCCUUGCGUCCUAGGAAUUCAUAUGAUAGACAAAGCAUUUUUGGACCUAGGAGCAAGCGUAAGUCUGAUGCCCUUAGCUGUCUGUAAGAGGUUAAAAUUAGGAGAGCUUCAACCUACAAAGAUGUCGUUACAACUAGCCGAUAGAUCUGUUAAAUACCCCAUGGGUAUUUUGGAGGACAUACCUGUCAAGUUUGGUCAGUUAUACAUUCCGACUGAUUUCGUAGUUAUGGAUAUCAAAGAAGAUGAUGACAUCCCAAUCCUCCUAGGUAGACCAUUCUUAUCGACCGCUGGAGCUAUAAUAGAUGUUAAGAAAGGGAAGCUGACUUUUGAGGUAGGAGAUGAAAAGAUCGAGUUCAUUCUAUCAAAAUUUCUAAUGGCACCAGUGAUAGGAGAUGCGUGUUAUGCCAUCAACGUCAUCGAUGAGUGUGUAAAUGAGCUCAAUGAUUCCUUAAUCAGAUUACCUUCUACCCCCAUUUUAGAGGAUGACGAAUUUAAGAUUAUGGAACCUUACAUCGACGACAACCUUUUUGAAUGCUUAGCACUUACCCCCGACCCUAUGCCGUGCACCAAGAAACCUGCCAUAGAACUUAAUGAAUUACCCAAAAAUCUAAGAUAUGAGUUUUUGGAUGAGGAGAUGAAUCGACCUAUCAUAAUAAGCGUUACUCUGAACCAAAUCAAAACAAACGAACUCUUAGAUACCUUGCGAAAAUAUCCCUCAGCUUUAGGAUACAAAGUCUCUGAUUUAAAAGGAAUAAGCCCAUUCGUAUGCAUGCAUCGGAUUUUGCUAGAAGAGAAUUCGAAACCCUCGAGAGAGCAUCAGAGAAGAAUAAACCAUAUCAUGAGCGAUGUAGUAAAGAAAGAGGUCCUUAAGUUAUUAGAAGCUGGCAUCAUUUACCAGAUUUCGGAUAGUGAGUGGGUAAGUCUCGUCCAUGUUGUACCAAAGAAAGGAGGUAUCACUGUAGUGGAAAAUGAGAAAGGUGAGUGUGUAGCAAAACGAACCGAAGGAGGAUGGCGCAUGUGUAUAGAUUACAGAAAGUUGAACAAGGCGACUAGGAAAGACUAUUUCCCUCUUCCAUUUAUAGAUCAGAUGCUUGAGCGUCUAGCUAGACAUUCGUAA